UUUCAGCUUUUUUUUUUUUUGUUUUUGUUUAUUGGCGGGUCAGUCUUGUUCAUAAAUGGCAGUGAUCCGCAACUUUCCCGUUUCUAUUCAUUUCUUUCUCUCUUCAAAAAUAUUCCUACACUGACAUGGCCUCCAUUUACCGUUUACAAUGCAAAACCCAAUCCUACGAUUGGGGUAAGCUAGGUGAUGUCUCCAAGGUCGCGGCUUAUGCCAAGGCCUCGGGAACUGCUGUUGACAAUGACAAACCCUAUGCUGAAUUGUGGAUGGGUACCCACCCUAAUGCGCCCUCCAUUGUCAUGGAUGACAAGAAUACUUCACUUAGAGAUCUUGUCAAGGACAAUGUCAAUUUGAGCACCAAGGCCGUCUAUGAACAAUACAAUAGUGACUUGCCUUUCCUCUUCAAAAUUCUUUCUAUUCGUAAGGCAUUGUCCAUCCAAGCUCAUCCUGACAAAACUUUGGGUGCGCGUCUUUUCAAAGAGUUUCCUCAAAUUUAUAAAGACCCUAACCAUAAGCCUGAAAUGGCUGUCGCCCUUACACCUUUUGAAGCACUUUGUGGUUUCCGUCCCUUAGAAGAAAUUGCAAAGCAUAUGGAAACAUAUCCUGAAUUAGCUGAACUGAUCGGCAACGAUAUUUGUAACGAGUUCAGAAGCAGAGUGAAGGAUAAUGGCAGUUCUACAUCUGAGGGAGAUAUCGCUCAAAACAAGGAACUUCUUAAGAAAGUGUUUGCAGGUCUUAUGACAAGCUCUGAAGAAGAGGUUAAGAAGCUUUUGUCAAAGUUGAUUGCUCGUCUUAAUGACUCAAAGGCCGACGAUACAAUUUCCAAGUUACUCAUCAGACUAGACCAACAAUAUCCUGGUGGCGAUGUCGGUGUCUUCUCCUCUUUGAUGUUGAACUAUGUCGUCAUGGAACCAGGACAAGCUAUCUUCUUGGGUGCAAACGAACCUCAUGCUUACUUAUCUGGAGAUUGUGUCGAGUGUAUGGCUGCUAGUGAUAAUGUUGUUCGUGCAGGCUUGACACCCAAAUUCAAAGACGUUGAUGUGUUGGUCAACAUGCUUACUUACCGUUAUGGCUCAGCGGAGUCUCAAAAGAUGACACCUGUCAAGUUUGCUGACCAUUCUAAUCUUUAUGAUCCUCCAAUUGAUGAAUUUGCUGUUAUUUGGACAAAGUUGAAUGGUGGAGAGACCGAAAAGCAUCAAUCAAUUGAAGGCCCCAGUAUCCUUAUCGUUACCUCAGGAAGUGGCAAAUUAUCUGGCGAAACAGAUAAGAAUACUUUUGACCUCAAGGAGGGUUAUGUUUACUUUGUUGGAGCUAACACUCCAAUUGUUGCUGAAGCCGCUGAGUCUGGAUUAGAAUUCUAUAGAGCUUAUUCCGUUGCUACCAACUAGAAAAAAACUGGAAUAAAAACAUAUUUUUAUCAUCAAGUCAUCCCUGCAUCUACUUUAGCAUAGUAUUAAACUCUAAACUCUCUCUCUCUCUCUCUUACAGAUUACAACCGUACUGUAAAACACAAAAAUUGAAAUGGACCUUCCUCGGAAGUCGCUG
Mycotypha africana is the source of this 1542-nucleotide messenger RNA. Its product is annotated as phosphomannose isomerase type I. The record is from RefSeq and is a predicted model, not a curated record. Gene Ontology annotation, biological process: carbohydrate metabolic process; GDP-mannose biosynthetic process. Gene Ontology annotation, cellular component: cytosol. NCBI's taxonomy places the organism in Eukaryota, Fungi, Mucoromycota, Mucoromycetes, Mucorales, Mycotyphaceae. The transcript is spliced from 3 exons. Gene Ontology annotation, molecular function: mannose-6-phosphate isomerase activity; zinc ion binding. Bases 126 to 1385 code for a protein of 419 amino acids.